AUGCUCUCAAAUGGUGUUUUCUGGCUAGUCGCUAUUUCUCUUGUUUCUGGCGCGCUCUCGCUUCAAAGUACGACGACUUACCCUCUGACUGUCAUUGGUGAUGAGUCCAGUCUGCCCCAUACAUUCGAGAACAUUGCCACGCGACACAACGGCCAGUUGCUGGUAACUUCGGUCGUGUCGCCCUACCUCCAUCAGGUUUCUCCCCUCAAGGAGAACCAGGUGUCUCGCGUUGUUCGGGUCCCACAAACGACGGGAUUGCUCGGCAUUGCGGAACUGGAACAGGACAUUUUCUAUGUAAUCAGCGCCAACCUCAGCGGGGCUUCAGGCGUCCCGGGCUCGAAUGCGGUUUGGAAAGUCGACCUUCGCAAUCUCGACCUGUCCUCGGAGUUCGGGGCUGUCCAUGUGCCAGUAUCCUUGGUAGCGAAACUUCCAUCUGCAGGAUUACUCAAUGGAAUGUGUCGCAUGUCGGAGAAUAGCACCUCUUCUCUCUUGAUCGCAGACUCCCAGGCGGGUCAAAUCUACAAAUUGGAUGUGCACAGUGGUUCUGUUGAGACGACACUAAAUGAAACGGCCUUAAAGGAUACGCAGACGGGACUUCAAGUUGCUGCCAAUGGUAUUCAUACCUACAAGUCUAACGUGUACUUUACCAAUCUGAAUCAGGGAAUCUUUGGCCGCAUCCCCAUCAACACACAAAAUGGUCGACCUACAGGUCCGGUUGAUGUGAUUGUCCGUGGGGUCCCUGGGGAUGACUUCGUCUUGUCCCCGAACGGCCAGAGGGCCUGGAUAGCCAUCAAUGGACACCGCAAGCUAAUCGAAGUCGAUAUAGCUGCGAGAUCUGCCCAGGUCGUCGUCGAGUCAUCCUACUUGGCUUCUGCGUCUGCUGUCACACUUGGUCGAACUCUGUUGGAUCGGAAUAGUCUGUAUAUCUCGUCAGCUGGGGUCGAGGAUCCUUCGGUGGGGAAAAAUAACAACGCUACCGGUGGCAUUGUUGCUAGAGUGGAUGUUCUCAAGGUGACACUCUGA
Aspergillus uvarum CBS 121591 is the source of this 1023-nucleotide messenger RNA. RefSeq lists its product as uncharacterized. The coding region runs from base 1 to 1023 and encodes 340 amino acids. The transcript has a single exon. The record is from RefSeq and is a predicted model, not a curated record. NCBI's taxonomy places the organism in Eukaryota, Fungi, Ascomycota, Eurotiomycetes, Eurotiales, Aspergillaceae.